Messenger RNA from Argiope bruennichi, 5219 nucleotides. Its product is annotated as multidrug resistance-associated protein 1-like. The record is from RefSeq and is a predicted model, not a curated record. The transcript is spliced from 32 exons. Gene Ontology annotation, biological process: transmembrane transport. The coding region runs from base 552 to 5081 and encodes 1509 amino acids. Gene Ontology annotation, cellular component: membrane. Gene Ontology annotation, molecular function: ABC-type transporter activity; ATP binding; ATP hydrolysis activity. NCBI's taxonomy places the organism in Eukaryota, Metazoa, Arthropoda, Arachnida, Araneae, Araneidae.
GUUUAGUCUUAAAAGCAGGUUCCACAGUUUGAAACAGUGCACUGUUUUAGAUACCGGACAAGUAUGGUCUGGGAUUUUUAGUUUGAGAAAGAAUCGCUAAAAUGCCUAGAACUCAGCGAGGAAUUAAUAGUCUGUCAAAAAUAUUUGGCAAAAGCGAAAUUCUAAACGUGUGAAAAAGGGGAAUAUGCGGAUAUGUGUCUUGUUUUUCCUCUCUGAAAGGGAAGUAACCGAUUGUUGCACAACUCAAUUUCCACUCGAAAAUUAUCAGUUUUUGAGAUAAGUACAACUGAAGAGGAAACUCGCUUUACCAAGAUUCUCCUAUGAAGUGAAUGACAAAAAGAGGAACGACAAGGGACACGCAAAAACAAACUUCUUAAACUUUAUCCAUUAUCUGGACUAGAGCAGUGACAGAUCCAACCGCUCGAGUAGAUCCGUUUGGACAUAUUCGUCUUUUCCAGUCAAUGUCGCCUUGAACUCCAACGUGUGAUGUUAUUUUUAACGCUCUUUUGUUUUGCCUAAUUAAAGACAACCAGUCGAGUGUGACAGCUGGAAUGGUAUAUUUUUGCGAUUCUGAGUUUUGGAACUGGGAUUCCUUAUGGAAUUCGGAUGUUCCAAUUCUAACCAGCUGCUUCCGCCAUUCCGUGUUGGUGUUCGUGCCCUGCGCAUUCCUAUGGAUUGCUAGCAUCUUCAAUUGUUGUCGUGAAAGAUACGGCAGAUCAGAGAAUUUUCAACUUAAGCAUGGACCAAGUCCGUGGACACUGCUCACUAUUGCUAAAUUGACGCUGACGACCACACUAAUCCUCUGUAGCAUAGCUGAAGCAAUAUAUCUGAUAUAUGAAGACAGUCUACCAUAUAAACACAUUACGAAGGUCAAUUAUUUCUCUGUAGGAUUUCGCAUUCUUACUUUUAUCCUGGCCAUUUAUCUCCAAUAUGCACAGAAAAAGGAAGGGGAUUUGAACUCCUACACUUUGUCCCUCUUCUGGAUAUUAUUUUCUAUCUGCAAUUUUUUCACUUCCCCGUAUCUCGAUGUCCUCAGCGUCUCCCUGAAUGGCUUCAUCGAUCCUUCACUUUUCAUUUUUGGAGUUAUAACAUUUACUGUUCUAGUGGCUGAAGCUGUGUUGUCACUUUUCACAGACCCACAAUAUAAUAUCUUUUGGGACGCCGAGAAGGAUGAAUUUAUCAUGAAGCAUCAACCAUUAUUGUCUCGGCUGUUUUUCUCUUGGAUGAGCAGAAUCAUAUGGCACGGAUACCGAAAUGUGUUCGAGGUGGAUAAACUAGAUGUGUUGACGCCGAAAAUGAGAACGGCGUAUGUUCAUCAAAAACUGCAAAGUCAGUGGAUCAAAGAAGAAAAUAGAGCAAAAGAAUUGAUUGAAGAAGAUAAGACUGGUGUCAUCCAGAAGAAAAAGUGCUGCCAACGCGGCCCUUCUCUCCUUCUGGCAAUCAUCAAGGCUCUGUGGCCGUAUCUGCUAGCCGCGGCUGUCAUGGAAUUCAUAUAUAAUUUUGUUGUUUUGCUACCACCCAUUUUACUGGAUUACCUUAUCACCUUCAUUGGGAACAAUGAGCCUUCGUGGCAUGGCUAUGUGUAUGCUUCCGUCCUCUUCCUCACGGCCUGCUUCUCCACCAUGCUGUUUGUCCACAACCAGAAUCUCCUCAUAACCGCCUCCAUCAUUCCGCGCACGGGAGUGGAUGCCGCAUUCUACAGGAAGGUUUUGCGGCUGAGCAGCAGUUCGAGGAGUCGUUUCACCGUUGGCGAAAUCUGUAACAUGGUAGCCGUGGACUGCCAAUGGAUUUUCGAACUGAUCUGGAGCUUGAAUUCUCUCUGGAGUUGCCCUAUGCGAAUCAUUUUGGUGAUAGCUCUUCUGUGGCAGUAUCUUGGAAUAGCCUGCCUCGCUGGCGUCGGCGUCAUGCUGCUCAUCAUGCCAAUCAGCGCCAAGUUGGCCUCCAUGUCUCACAAACUGCAGAAGAGACAAAUGGGAUGGAAAGAUUCAAGACUGCGUCAGAUGGCGGAAAUCCUCAGCGGAAUAAAGGUGUUGAAAUUGUUUGCUUGGGAGAUCCCAUUCAUGAAAAGUAUCAGUGCACUGAGAGAAAAGGAAGCCAAAACUCUGAGAAAGUUGGCAUUCGUCAACGGAUCCGUCGUCUUCCUUUGGAUAUGCGCACCCUUCCUGGUUGCUAUCAGCUGUUUUGUGACUUACGUUCUCUUGGACGAAAAGAAUGUUCUAGACCCCAGCACCGCCUUUGUCUCCCUCACCCUUUUCAACACCCUCCGCACCAACAUGGCCACCAUACCGCAGCUGAUAGCGCAGCUGGUACAGAGUCGAGUCGCAUUCAAGAGAGUGACUGCUUUCCUUCUCAGCGAGGAACUGGAAGAGAGACCUGUAGAUGAUGACACUGCAAUCUGCAACGCAAUUGAGAUCGACGGUGGUACUUUCUGUUGGACCAAUGGUGAGCCUCCUUUCCUGCGUGACAUCACUCUUUCGGUGCCCCGCGGAAGUUUGGUAGCCGUCGUAGGGCGAGUGGGAGCUGGAAAGAGCGCCCUCUUCUCUGCCAUUCUGGGGGAAAUGCACGCCACUGAGGGUGCUGUGCGGAUCAUGAAGGGAGGUCGUCUAGCUUACGUUCCUCAGCAACCGUGGAUUCAGAACUCAACCCUCCGUGAAAACAUCUUGUUCGUGAAGCCAAUGGACAAAUCGCGCUACGAAGCCACCAUCAGCAGGUGCUGUCUCAGACCCGACCUCAACGUGCUCCCAGGAGGAGAUUAUACUGAAAUCGGCGAGAAAGGUGUAAAUCUGAGUGGUGGACAGAAGCAGAGAGUGAGUAUAGCCAGGGCUGUUUACCAGGACGCCGACAUUUACUUACUGGAUGACCCACUGAGUGCAGUAGAUUCACAUGUCGGGGCGCACAUUUUCCAUCACGUCAUAGGACCAGACGGAGUGCUCCAAAAUAAGACUAGAAUUCUAGCCACCAACGACUUUGGAAUUUUACAAGAGGUGGACAGAAUUUAUUUCCUGUCUGAUGGCAAGAUACUGGAAUCGGGUACUUAUUCUGAGCUUCUAGAUCAGAAAGGAGAGUUCGCAAGAUUAGUGGAAGAGAAUUUGAAAAAGGUAGAAGAGAGCAAAACUGGCGAGGAAGAAGAAGAAGAAGAAGAAGAAGAAGAAAGUGCAAAAGAUUCGAAGGAGAUUGAGGCCAAAAAGUUAUCAACAGAAGAACUAAAAGCUCAAAUGCAGCGAAUGGGAGCCCGUUUGUCGAGGACACUUUCCAGGACUCUGUCCAGAACUAGCUCGAUGGAAGAACCGGAGAAAAAGAAAGUGAAGUUCAUAGAAACUGAGAAAAUGGAAGUCGGCAGGGUGAAAGCUGGUAUAUUUUGGAUCUAUUUCAAAUAUGCUACACUACAUUUGGCCUUCUUCUUCAUGUUAGGAUUCACAGCAUUCAAAUGCUUUGAGAUCGCUUCCAACGUAUGGCUGAGUCAAUGGAGCAGUGACGCACCUUUACCAGAUGGAUCACAAGACAUACCACUUCGAAAUAUAAGAAUAGGUAUCUAUGGUCUUUUAGGACUAGGUCAAGGACUCUCCACUCUUAUUGCAACGGUUAUUCUUGCGGUAGCUUCCACGCGUGCUUCCAUUCGCUUCCACAGGACAAUGUUGUGGAGUGUCUUGAGAUCGCCAUCAGUAUUUUUUGACACGACACCGAUGGGUAGGAUACUAAAUAGAUUUGGAAAAGACAUCAACUCCGUAGAUAUAGACAUCCCCAACAAACUACAGAGCGUCACCACCAUUAUUGUCGCCAUCAUUGGUUCGCUAGUGGUCAUCAUGUCAACGCUUCCGAUUUUCAUGGUCGUCAUGAUACCCCUCUGCGUCAUCUACAUCUUCGUUCAAUGUUUCUACAUGGCCUGUUCCCGUCAGGUGAGGAGGCUUCAGUCUGUGACCUUGUCCCCGAUGCUCAGCUUUUUCUCCGAGUCGGUGCAGGGGGCGAGCACCAUACGGGCUUUCGCAGCUCAGUACGACUUCAUCGAUAGACAGGACAAGCAAAUCGACACAAACUGUCGUGCGUUUUACUCGUCCACCUUGCUCAAUAGGUGGCUUUCUAUACGUCUUCAAUUUUUGGGGAACACGGUUGUAUUCAUUACGGCUUUGCUCGCUGUGAUUGAAAGAAGAUCUUUCACUCCCGCAAUCGUGGGGUUGAUUCUAUCUUAUGCUCUAAGUGUGACAGAGAACCUGGCAACUUUCGUGCGGGUCUUCACGCAGGUGGAAAGUCAGAUGAUAUCCGUCGAAAGAAUACACGAGUACUCUGAUCUACAAUCCGAGGCUUCUUGGGAAACGGAGUGCGUCCGGUUCUCGAGGGAUGAUUGGCCAUCCAGAGGAGAAGUGAUAUUUCGAGAAUAUAACAUGAGGUACAGAGCUGGAACAGAGCUAGUACUCCGAGAUAUAAAUAUCAGUAUUCCUCCAGGACAAAAGGUAGGGUUAGUGGGGAGAACCGGAGCUGGAAAGAGUUCUUUGGCUUUGGCUCUUUUCCGCAUAGUGGAACCCGAAAGUGGCGUCAUUCUGAUCGACGGCGUUGAUAUUGCGAUGCUUGGACUUCACGACCUUAGGUCAAAGAUAACUAUCAUUCCCCAGGAUCCCGUGGUGUUCAGUGGAACUCUCAGACGCAAUCUGGAUCCUCUCGAAGUUCACUCGGAUGAAGACUUAUGGAAGGCGAUUGAACAAUCACACUUGAAGAAUUUUGUGCUCUCCUUAGAAGCUGGGUUGGAUCACCAAAUUUCGGAAGGGGGCGAAAAUUUAAGUGUUGGCCAGAGACAGCAACUGUGCCUUGCUCGUGCUCUACUGAAAAAGACCAAAAUCCUCGUUUUGGACGAAGCCACAGCGGCAGUAGAUUUAGAAACCGAUAAGCUCAUUCAGAGGACCAUAAGACAGGAAUUCUGGGACUGUACUGUCUUCACAAUAGCUCACAGAUUGUACACAGUUCUGGAUUAUGACAGGAUCCUUGUGAUGGACAAAGGCAGCAUUGAGGAAGAUGGAAGUCCAGACGAACUGCUGGAAAAUCCGGAGUCACUGUUUUAUCAGCUCGGCCACGCUGCAGGUCUCCUAUAAUAGACAUUUUAGCACAAUCCACACAAUGAUUAUUUAGACACUUUGUUUUGUGUUGAAAACAAGAAUUUGUACUUUUUGUUUGCAAUUUUGUUUUAUCCAUCUUUUUAGCAACUUUAGUUAAUAAACUUUUUUUUUGUA